This is a messenger RNA of Mercenaria mercenaria, 11494 nucleotides long. RefSeq lists its product as uncharacterized. Lineage: Eukaryota; Metazoa; Mollusca; Bivalvia; Venerida; Veneridae. The coding region runs from base 885 to 3980 and encodes 1031 amino acids. The record is from RefSeq and is a predicted model, not a curated record. Gene Ontology annotation, biological process: negative regulation of transcription by RNA polymerase II; positive regulation of transcription by RNA polymerase II; hormone-mediated signaling pathway. The transcript is spliced from 8 exons. Gene Ontology annotation, molecular function: nuclear receptor activity; RNA polymerase II cis-regulatory region sequence-specific DNA binding; zinc ion binding.
AAUGCUCAGUUUAUUUUUUGCAUACAGUUUAAAGUAACUGGUAAAAAUCACCGCACAAAAUGUUAAUUGUCAUAUUGACCCAGAAUCUCAUUUUAUAUCAUAAUCCAAAAGAGAAAAGGGGUUUUAAAAAAUUUCAGUGUCAGUAUGACUAAAUAAAUAUUUAUUAUAUGAGAAAGUGUAGGGUUAGAAAGUUUACUCUGAACAUAAGCAAAUUACUAAUUAAUCAGAUUUAUACAUAUAAAUUGUUUUGGUUAAACCAGAAAAUCUUUUGGAAAGUGCUUUUAAAAGUUGUCGAUAAAAGUGACAUAAAUAUGUUGAAAGUUUUGCUAAUUUAGAGAGAAAAGUUAGAAGACAACAAAUUUAAAAUUUUGUGUACCACUUCAGAGUACAUGUAAUAUCCGCGCAUGCCCUUGAAACAUUACAUCAAUAUUCAGGGAAUGCACGCUUAAAAGUAUGUUACUUAAAUGUGCAGCUUGUGCAGUGAAGUAUAUGAGUCAUUUGGAAAUAUGAAAGUGCGCUGGAUGUUACAUUUUGGGAGUUAGGCUAGUUUUAAGAAACUAUAAAUAUAUGAACUUGUGUCACAAUGUCCUGGGUCUUCACAAGUGCACAUGAUGGUUUUAAAAAUAAAUAGCAAAUGAACUUAAAAUAACAAGUAGUGCAUUACAUAUUUAUGCUAUUAUUAGUUACGAGUAAUAAUUUGAGAAAAGCAUGAUUGAUCGUGGUUAUAGUUGCAUAAUUUAAAAUUAACUACGCUAAACUAUAUAGUUAUAUCUCUUAAAGUUUUUGUGUGAUAAUUUUCCUAAAAAAGAGCAUAGUGUGCGUGCGCAUGCGCCGACGCAUGCACAUGCAAAAGUUGCAUUUCCAAUGUGGAUAUUGUGAAUUUUAUGUAUAGACUAUGUCCUGUGCUAAAUGAAUAUUUAUAUAUUAUGGACCUAGUUAUAAGAAAUAAACUUCCCACAAUGAAGGAUGGUCCCUGCUCUCCUCCUGUAGAAAAAAACCACCUAAAUGGCCGAAGAUCAUCCAGCCCCCUUAGAGACAGAUUUCCUAACACUAUCAAAGAAAUGUCCUUAAAAUGGCAUACUGAAGGAAGAAAUGGAUUAAAUGCUACAAAGCUGGAUAGCAAUAUGAGAAGACAAAGUGAAACUGAAAGUGAGGAACUCGCUAAUUUAGAGGAGAGAAAAUUACAAAUCGAACUCUGUGGAAUGGAGGAGAGAAAAUUACAAAUUGAUGAAGAAGGAAACAGACCCAAAGUGUUAGAAGAGGAAGAUAGAUAUCAACUUCCAGACACACAAAGCCAUGAGCUUAAUAAUUCAGAAAACCGUGAUAUACAUAUAACAAGUAGUGCACAUGAUAUAAACAAUAUGCAUAGUCCAAUUAGAAGUGCAGCGAGCGAAGGUCCAGGCAUGAGAUUAUCAGACUUGCCAAUUCCCUUACAUCUGCAGCUAGAUAGACAGCGUCAAGAACAGUUGGUUGGUGAACCACAGUUACACGUGCAAGAAAUGAGCUCAACAGUUUCUUCACCAGUUCCCGGUCCUAAGGCGAGUCCUGUCAGCAACAAUCUAAAAUGUUUGGUGUGCGGCGACAAGUCUUCUGGUAUCCAUUAUGGUGUGCUGGCGUGUGAGGGAUGCAAGGGCUUUUUCCGACGGGCUUUGCAAGAUGUUGGAGACCCUGCAAGAAAAAAGUGCUUCUAUAACAAGAACUGUGACAUAACUAUACUAACUAGAAAUCGAUGUCAGUACUGCCGACUACAGAAAUGCUUAGCAUUAGGAAUGUCACGUUCAGCUGCCAAACUGGGUAGACGUUCAAGAAAAAUGCGUGAUUUGAUCCGCAGUAUAGAAGACAAACAGACAGAGCAAGCGCUUCAUGGCCUGCUAAGUCUAAAUUCUGACAACGAGACACCACAGAUUAUUCACGGUCUGAAUGCUAAUGGAGUGGACAUUAACCGACAAGAGAUCAACCAGCUGUCUGUAGCUGCCCUACAAAUGCUGCUGAAACAAAGGGCCGAGUGUGGUCCAAACUAUCCGAGACAGAGGCACAUGCCCACCCCACCUAGACAUGACAGCCCCAAGUUGGAAGCCCCACACCCUAGUCAUGCACCCCAUACCCAUCUUACAAACAUAGACAAUGAUCAACCCCUUGAUUUGUCAGACGAAUCAAAUCUCUCCGCAAACCAGGACCCACAACUUUCAGCCAUUCGUACAUCACUGCCGCUUAAUUUAAUCAGCACAUCUUCCAGGGCUCAAGUGAUGAGCUCCAUUCUCAAUAUGCAGUCUCAAUUGCCAUUCCAUUUACCGCCAUCUCCCCUCGCUGUGAAGAUGGAAGAUGGUAUAAUAGAGGACCGUAGGUCACCAUAUCUGCCCAUGUUUGAUCCUGCUGUCAUAGCAGCAACGAGAAGUAGUCCAAGUUCUCUUACACAGCAGAGCAUCAUCGCCCAGCAGUUAGCCGUUCAGCAACAACUUGCCGCAGCCAGACAUAUGAUGGUUCAACAUCAGUUAGCAACUACUGGUAGUACUACUUUCACCAACUUGCCAAGUAGCCUGAUGUCAUCUGCUGCCAUGAUGUCUGCCGAAGGUGAUAAUGAAAUGGAUCAAAAUACGAAUGACCGAUCCAGCAAUAGCCCGUCAUCCAAAUCUGUGAUUGUUCAACAUACUAGUCUAGAUCUGAGAAAAGUGAUAAAAGAAGAGGAGAGUAUAAAGCACAGUAGAAGUCCUAUCAAGAAACGUCCCUAUGUGCCAUCCACCAGCUCCGAGUGCAGAGUCGAUGAUCCCGAGGUUGUGUACAAACAUUCCCGCCUAAGUACAGACAGCUCAUCAUCAUCCAGAAGUUAUGCUUCAGAUGGACGUCCUGUAUCUGUAUCUGACCGAUCCCCUUCUGCUACACCAUAUACUGCAGUCCCUAUGUCCUCUGACCACAUGGUUUCUAAUUAUCACGCAGCACAUUCAUCCACUCAUAGAAAUGUCGACCACGCCAGCCCGCGGGCAUCAUCUCCUUCCGUUUAUCAUCGAGAAGUAGUGCAGACAGAGUAUAAUAGAGUUUCUUCUCCUGAGUACCAGUCCAUGGUCAAUGGGGAGAAACUGAAGAAUUCUCAGUCGGAUCAUCACACAGCAGUUGUAGCCCCAAUUAUCCAGAAUCGUUAUACUCCACAGCUGAGCCGAGAAGAUGAAGCCAGACUAACGGUCCCACUGCUUACUUACAAAAUCCACGAGUCUUUCUACACAACGUUUACGUUCCUGAAACCGAGAUUAGAAGAGAUGCAUUACAAGCUGAGAAAUUACCAAGGAAGCGAGUCAAUGGAUGGUAUCAUCAACAGACUGGUUUCAGAACAUAUGGACAAAUCCAACAGUUUUCAGGCCUUGGAUGGGAGGCCACUGAAGUCUGGUGAGGUAUGCUGGAACGCCUUCCAAAGUCUGCUGAACAAAUCCAUACAAGAUGUGAUCAAUUUUGCCAAGAAAAUACCUGGCUUUACCAAUCUCGACCAAGAGGACCAAAUCAGUCUCAUCAAAGGGGGUUGUUUUGAGGUGGCGUGCGUUGUACAUGCUCAGUUUAUUGAUGCAGAAUCGAACACAAUUUUCCUGGAAGGUCACAAUACGUUAGUAAAACGAGACGACAUGAAAUGUGGGUUCCCACUCGGAGAGCACUUUGUGGAGCUGAUGUUCAAUCUCUGUAUACGAUUUAACACGUUCAAGUUAGAAGACCCAGAGAAGGCGUUGUUCAGUGCUUUGGUGCUUAUAUCUCCAGAUCGGCAAGGUCUGAAGAAUCGUGAGAAGGUUAGUAAGCUACAAGAGUUGUUGAUUCAAGCAUUACAGAGCCAGGUGACGGCGACACAUCCUGAUGAGAGUGGGCUCUUUCCCCGUCUACUUAUGAGCAUAUCUAGUCUACGAGAACUUGGUGUUGAGCACCGCAGGAUGCUGGGAAGCCUUAAGGGACAGAUCAGCUUUGCCCACGAUCUAUAUGCUGAGACCUUCGACCUGCUGUCUUAGAAAUCUAUAAAAUAGUGAUAAGAAAUAAGUUAUGAAGAAAUUUAGAUUUUUGUUAUAUAUUUCUGUUUAAGCAUUAGCAAAAAUAAUGUUAAAUAUGACAUUGUGUAUAACAUAAGACCCUAAAAUGCAAUGCAUUGCGAAAUAUAAAUAUUACUUUUAUCAAGUGCUAUUGAUUUUAUAUGUUUUUGAUUUUGAAUGUGUCAAUCAUGGAUUGAUCUGGGCCAGAGGUAUUAAACUUUGUUUGAAGGCCAGUCUACAAACUGAUGCAUCUGAUUGGUUAUUUCUUAGCACAGAGUUGAAAUUGACCAAUGGGAAGACUGUAUUUUGUGACUGGUCUCCAAACUCACUUUUAUAACCUUGAAACGUAGGCUUAUAGAAAGAUGUACAACAUCCAACACUGCUUAUAUGAAAAUGUUCACUAACUCAAAAUCAUCCGGUGACUAUAUUCCGAAACUUAAUUUAUACAUACGCUUGCUUAUGUUUUCACUUUUUUGAAAACUAUAUUCCAUCUAGGUCAUCAAGAUUGUUCAGAUUUUGUCCAUACCACAUGUAUUUAUUUUUUGCAAAGAAGUUUUACAAGUCAUAUGUUGUUGACUCUGUUAAGCUGUUUUUAUAUAUGAAGCCUUCCAUCUAUAUAAUCUACUUGCAUUGUACAUGAGGCUAUUUAUUUCAUUCCUUCCAUCAAUCAUCAUGAAUUAUUCCAAUUUGAAAAGUGUUUAAGAUGUUAUUUAUGCUUUAAAUGCAAUUAAGUGCUAUUGAUUUAUGUAGAGCAUUGGUCUGUGUGUAGGUCUGUGCUGUUGUUGUUAAGUUGACAAGAACUUCCCAGGCUUGAGGUGUUUCAUACACAAAGGCUUCAAUUUUUUUUUAAACACAUGAUAGAAGUGUUGUACUAAAUGAUCAGACAUGGAAAGAAUCAUAAAAAGGACAUAGGGUUUAGUAACAUUUGUAUAACUUAAACUUGAGGGAUACUUGAAAAGUUACAAAUUGAUCCAUCAGAUGAUUAUAAAGGAAAAGUGAAUAGUGAAUCAUGUGAUAUGGAAUUUGAUAGCACAAAAUAAGAAUGCAGUUUUAGCAUUGUGUAACUGAAGUGCUAAAAAAUGCUGUUGAAAUAAUAGAAUUUCCAAUCCGAAGAAGGCUUUGAAGAUCAUUCUGAUGAAGAGAACUGUGUUAGUGUCAAGAAAUAAGAGUGAAUAUGUUCAAAUGCAAAAUAAUUAUGAUGGCAUAACCACAGAAAAGAUUGACACUUGUACUACAGAAAAGGAGAAACUACAGAAAAGAAGGUGAAACUACAGAAAAGAAACACUUUAAUAUCUUGUUCUUUGCAGAGUGGUUAAUGUGUGCAUAUGUGUAAAUAAUGUGUUAGCUUCUGCUUUAGAGAGAUUCUAUUAUUUAUUUAUUUAUAUUUGUUUUUGAUCAGAGAUGCUAGUGUUAUUUAUUGGAAGAAAGGUUUUUAUUGUGUUUUGUGACAUGGAAAGAUGAAGUUUGUUUUGAGAAGAAAUUUUAUUUUUAUUAAUAGAUGCCAAGUUUUUUUUUGUUCUUGAAUGAUUUUAAGUGCACCAAUAUUUUUCCCCCUUUACACGUUAUUUGUUAGAGAUGUGUCAAUUUUUAUUCUUUGUCUUUAGUGCUUAGACUGUAUGUAAAAGAUUUCAGACGUAAAACAAUAUCUUUUAACAUUUCUUUCUUACAAUAGGCUUCUACUAGCCACAGCAAAUAAAUAACAUAGUUGCUUUACCUAUUGAAUAGAAACUGUCAAGAAGAAAGUACACACAAAGUACAGUUGUGGCAGACAGACAUAUAAAGAAAAACACUACAAGCCUUAAAACAGUGUUCUGGAGAGAUGGUUUUAAGACUGCCUUGAGGGGAAGAGAAGUGAUCUACGAGGGGCAUUAACAAGUUUCUAGUAUGAAGGCUCUAAAUUCUGUACAAUGAAGCAUAUCCAUUUUACAUAUUGAACAUACAUUUUGCUUGAUAUUUUGUACAUAAUUAUUGAAAAUAUUAUCAAGAUUAGACAAAUCAUUUUUAUCAUUUUUCAGUCUGCUUACAAUUGAGGUGUUGCAAGGGUAGUUAUGUUUGUGCAUCGAAACUCAAUGAAUGCCCCUCGUGUGUAAGGUCUCUAUUGAAACAAAAAAAAUUUGUUUAGGAAAAUAAAGCCAACAAUAUAUAUUCAUUUUAAACUUCUUUAAAAGAGCAGUACUAUUUAGUACUAUGCCUCAAAAUAUUGAAUUCAGUAAGUUUUUUUUUUUUUUUUUUUUUUAUUAUUUUUACAUUUUGACUGUAGAUUAUCAGAUGGAGAUGCUAAUAAUCUGAGAAUAAGUAAUUACGCUGUAUAAAGUACAUGUAUUUAUGUUACAGUAAUGUACAUUGCACAACUUAUGUUGUACACAUAGUGCACACAACUGUAGGACUUGAAUGUUGUACUGUACAUGCUUGCAAGACAUGAUGUACAUGUAAUUUACUUUACGUAACAGUAAUUAACCAACUGUAAAAUUGUACAUGAACUUUACAAGACAUGAUGUACAUGUAAUUUACUUUACGUAACAGUAAUUAACCAACUGUAAAAUUGUACAUGAACUGUACAAGACAUGAUUUACAUGUAAUUUAAUUUACGUAACAGUAAUUAACCAACUGUAAAAUUGUACAUGAACUUUACAAGACAUGAUUUACAUGUAAUUUAAUUUAUGUAACAGUAAUAAACCAACUGUAAAAUUGUACAUGAACUUUACAAGACAUGAUUUACAUGUAAUUUGCAUCACUUUUGCUUUGUACAUGUUCUUCACAUGGCUGUAUGUUGUACAUGUAUCAGUGUACACCAGAAAGCUGAAUAUGCAAACUUACCUGUUAAUUUCUUCCUAUACCAGAUGUAAUGAGCAGAUUUGACUGACAAAUCUUGUAUAAUACAUGUAUAUAUAGGGGAUGAAUUUGAUAAUCAUUUUUUGAUAUGUCUGAAUGUGUGUACUUAGAUUCAAGUUUUUUUCCCCUUACAUUUCAAUUACUUUAGUGCUUUUAUUAUACAAGUGAUAAAAAUGUAUAAAAAUUGUUGUGUCACUGUACAUUAUCUAUAAAGACAGUGUGAUUUACUCCAAAGAGUCAAAAAGAGGGUGCUUUUAUUUUACCAUACAAUUUACACUUUCUAAUAUCUGUUUUAUAUUGUAAAGUAGCUUGAAACAGUUUGAAGUCAUUUACUGCUUGUUAUUUUGAUGCUAAAAGUCAAAAUGUGCAUUAAGGGUUUGAGGGUUAUAUAUGGUGUUUAUGCAUGACCUGUGGGUCAACUGUUGCACCAGCCAAUGAACAUGUAUACCGUCUUGUCAGUAUCGGCCAUCUUACACAAUUGUUGUUUGCUAAAAAACGGCAUCAUUGAACUGCUUCCGUAUUUGUCUGAAUUGGGUCAAAUUAUUAUUUGUGAUGGCACUCCAUAUAAAUGCAUAUUAGACUAUGUAUUGUCAUAUAAAUGGAAAAUUAAUAUUUUACUCAUCUGUAAAAAAGUCAAGUUUUGAAAAUUUUACUGAAUUUCUCUGCAGUAGUAUGGUAACAUGAUAAGUUCCAUAUAAAUACAGUCAAACCUGUAUACAAGAGGCUAAAAAGCAGUACCUCUCUGCAGGUGGUCUUAAUUCACAGGUUAUUUUACACUGCAGAUGUUUAGAUUGGACGUUUUAAGGCAGGAGGUUCAUGUUCAAGGCCGGUCAUACAGGAUUGACAGUGGUUACACAGGGCUAUUUGACUUCUUGCAUCAGAAUGGAUGAAAUGUUUCCUGUGUCAUAUAUAUGUCAUUGUGCUUACUGUUGUUAAUGUUCUUUGUAUAAAAACCAAUUUAAAAUGCCAUAAUAGUCCUGAUGCAGGCAGGACGUCACUCCAUAAUUAUCAUUACCUAAGAUACAGAGCUAGAGCUACAAGACAGUUCUUGGAAGUACAUCAAACUAAAUAGAUUACGAGUUUAGUUGUUUUUGUUUUUUUUUUAAAUUGGUAAAUUAGGGAAAUAACAGACUGAAUUAAUCAAGAUAUGUACAGGGGUAUACAUACUUGAACACAGUUGCUUUUGUUUAUUUGUAUAUUGAAGUGGGACAAAUUUUAAAAUACUUUUGUUUCUUUAAUUUGCACAUGUAGUAUGUUAAUGCAUCAAAUUUUGAUCAAUCUUGCCUGUUUAUAUAGUGUUUUUUGUUUUUUUCCUUUCUCAGUGGUGGUGUUUUCAACUAAAAGGUUAGAGACUGUAAGGGGCUGACUUUCUAAGAUGUUGUAUGAAUAUUUUAGCACCCUAAUUCUCUAACAUAUCUCUGCUUGAUAAAAGAAUCAAGUUUGCCUAAAGUAGUUACUAAGUGAUUAGCAUCUUUCACCAUUAUCAAGAUGAUGUUGGUAGUGGCCAAUGUGCGUCUUUGUGCAUACGUUGUAUUGUGCUGUAUAAAAUUUGCCUUUUUUAUGUGGAUGUAUAAAGAGCUGUGAUUUAAGGUGUUUGUGACUAGGAAAGCCAGAUACAAGAGAACUCUUGUUAUCCCAUUGUAAUAAAAUGCUCUUUUUAGUUCAAAUCCUAACAUGUUUUGAUUGUUAUUUUACAUUGUUUUAUUAUCAUUUUGCUUUAAGAAAUGUUCAUGUUCAGCACCAACAUAAGGCCUUUGAGGUAUCAUUCCUAACUUUAAUAUUUAAAAAAAAAAUUCAUUCAUCACUUAAGCCAUUCCUUCAUUUUUGCUGUACAAAAAAAAUGCUUUAACACAUUCUACACCAAGUGUAAUUUCAUUUCACACAUUGAGGGAGUUCAGAUUUGCUUAAAGGAGGAAUGUAGAAUAUGCAGAUGGUUCAUAUUGGCUGCAUUUGUGAUGGUUUUAAGGGGACUGAAUCAGGAUGUUGCUUUUUUAGCUCACCUGUCACAAAGUGACAAGGUGAGCUUUUGUGAUCGCGCAGCGUCCGUCGUCCGUCCAUCCGUGCGUGCGUAAACUUUUUGCUUGUGACCACUCUAGAGGUCACAUUUUUCAUGGGAUCUUUAUGAAAGUUGGUCAGAAUGUUCACCUUGAUGAUAUCUAGGUCAAGUUCGAAACUGGGUCAUGUGCGGUCAAAAACUAGGUCAGUAGGUCUAAAAAUAGAAAAACCUUGUGACCUCUCUAGAGGCCAUAUUUUUCAAUGGAUCUUCAUGAAAAUUGGUCAGAAUGUUUAUCUUGAUGAUAUCUAGAUCAAGUUAGAAACUGGGUCAACUGCGGUCAAAAACUAGGUCAGUAGGUCAAAUAAUAGAAAAUCCUUGUGACCUCUCUAGAGGUCAUAUUUUUUAUGGGAUCUGCAUGAAAAUUAGUCAGAAUGUUCGUCUUGAUGAUAUCUAGGUCAAGUUCGAAACUGGGUCACGUCCGGUCCAAAACAAGGUCAGUAGGUCAAAUAAUAGAAAAACCUUGUGACCUCUGUAGAGGCCGUAUUUUUCAUGGGAUCUGCAUGAAAAUUGGUCAGAAUGUUGAUCUUCAUGAUAUCUAGGUCAAGUUUGAAACUGGGUCGACUGCGGUCAAAAACCAGGUCAGUAGGUCAAAUAAUAGAAAAUCCUUGUUACCUCUCUAGAGGUCAUAUUUUUCAUGGGAUCUGCAUGAAAACUGGUGAGAAUGUUCAUCUUGAUGAUAUCUAGGUCAAAUUUGAAACUGGGUCAUGUCUGGUCCAAAACUAGGUCAGUAGGUCAAAUAAUAGAAAAACCUUGUGACCUCUGUAGAGGCCAUAUAUUUCAUGGGAUCUGCAUGAAAAUUGGUCAGAAUGUUCAUCUUGAUCAUAUAUAGGUCAGGUUCAAAACUGGGUCAACUGCGUUCCAAAACUAGGUCAGUAGAACUAAAAAUAGAAAAUCCUUGUGACCUCUCUAGAGGCCAUAUUUUUCAAUGGAUCUUCAUGAAAAUUGGUGAGAAUGUUCACCUUGAUGAUAUCUAGGUCUUUUUUGAAACUGGGUCACGUACGGUCCAAAACUAGGUCAGUAGGUCAAAUAAUAGAAAAACCUUGUGACCUCUCUAGAGGUCAUAUUUUUCAUGGGAUCUGCAUGAAAAUUGGUCAGAAUGUUCAUCUUGAUGAUAUCUAAGUCAAGUUCGAAACUGGGUUACGUGCAAUCAAAAACUAGGUCAGUAGGUCAGAUAAUAGAAAAACCUUGUGACCUCUGUAGAGGCCAGAUUUUUCAUGGGAUCUGCAUGAAAAUUGGUCAGAAUGUUCAUCUUGAUAAUAUCUAGGUCAAGAUUGAAACUGGGUCACAUGUGUUCAAAAACUAGGUCAGUAGGUCAAAUAAUAGAAAAAACUUGUGACCUCUCUAGAGGCCAUAUUUUUCAUGGGAUCUGUAUGAAAGUUGGUCUGAAUGUUCAUCUUGAUGAUAUCUAGGUCAAAUUUGAAACUGGAUCAACUGCGGUCAAAAACUAGGUCACUAGGUCUAAACAUAGAAAAACCUUGUGACCUCUAUAGAGGCCAUAUUUUUCAAUGGAUCUUCAUGAAAACUGGUGAGAAUGUUCACCUUGAUGAUAUCUAGGUCAAGUACAAAACUGGGUCACAUGCCUUCAAAAACUAGUUCAUUAUGUCAAAUAAUAGAAAAACCUUGUGACCUCUCUAGAGGCCAUAUCUUUCAAUGGAUCUUCAUGAAAAUUGGUCAGAAUUUUUAUCUUGAUGAUAUCUAGGUCAAGUUCAGAACUAGGUCACAUGAGCUCUAAAACUAGGUCACUAUGUCAAAUAAUAGAAAAAACGACGUCAUACUCAGUUCAUGUGGGGACAGGUGAGCGAUUCAGGACCAUCAUGGUCCUCUUGUUUCAUUUUGACAAAUUUAUACAAUGACAAUUUAAUAAUGAAAUCCUUGUUGUACAUAAAAUAAUCCUUGCAAAUUGGCAAAGGCUGUUUUCUGUGAAUAUUGGGCAAAAUCCUUGUUUGAAAUUAUUUCUGUUCAAAGGAAGACUAACUCCUUAAGUUCUUUCCUCUUAUAUAGAAUAAAACUUUGCCAACAGCCCUUAAAAUGUUACUUGGUAAUAUAUUGACAUGAUUUUAGUAUUGAAACUUCUGUUGGAAUAUUGCAUUACCCCGGAAAAGUUGAACUGUCAAUUUUGUAAUUGAAAGUGAACAUGGUUCUAGAAGAUUUUAUACGUCUAGGUCUGGAUCGGUUAGAUGCUGUUUUCUGAAAUGCUCCUGAUACAUCAGCUAGCUUUCUGUGUUUGUUGGCCAAGCCACCAUCAUGUAUAUAGAAAUCUUACAAGGUGCUUAUAACGCUGGUGCGGUCAUACAUUAUCAUUAGUUAUACCCUUACCUGUCUAUGACAAACCAUGGCAACAGUUCGGACAAAAUAACAACAGUUGGUUCUUUUUGAGAAAGGCAGUUUUAAAGAUCUGUAUUAAGAUUAUUUUCUUGUAAAUUACAACCACAGUAUCGUGAUCAUAGUAUAUAAAGUUGAAUAAAAUUGUGGUUACAAUGUCAACCCAAACUGUUGUAUUAUCUCUUUUGCUUGAUUCAUAUUGAUCAUUAACACGGCGUUAGAAAUAUCAAAUAUUUUUAAUUUUUGCUGUAUCUGUUGUCUCAAAUUCAUUAAAUUUUUGGACUUC